Molecule: messenger RNA, 297 nt
Organism: Microthlaspi erraticum
Lineage: Eukaryota; Viridiplantae; Streptophyta; Magnoliopsida; Brassicales; Brassicaceae
Source: the annotation of a GenBank genome assembly
AUGUCUCCAUAUUUGAAUCGAAUCGGACGAAGAUUUGGGAUCCUGGCUUCCGGAAAUUUUGUGGAUCUGAGAGUGAUGUGGGAAAGAUGUGAUGUCCGGAGGGAAAAAGAGGCAACAGAUAAAGGGUCUCACCGGAUUCCGAGGGAUUACGAAACUCUGUUUUUCGAUUUAAGGAAAUCAGAUUUCGUGAUCUGGAGGAGGGAGAUCAUGAUCAGGGAUCACGAAGUUCAUUUUGGAGAUAUUCGGACAGUAUAUGGAAACAAGGUGGGAGACUUUAGCAUUAGACAGAUUGUGUAG